This is a messenger RNA of Daktulosphaira vitifoliae (grape phylloxera), 904 nucleotides long. RefSeq names its product kxDL motif-containing protein CG10681. Gene Ontology annotation, cellular component: BORC complex. The record is from RefSeq and is a predicted model, not a curated record. Gene Ontology annotation, biological process: lysosome localization. The transcript has 3 exons. The coding region runs from base 217 to 678 and encodes 153 amino acids. NCBI's taxonomy places the organism in Eukaryota, Metazoa, Arthropoda, Insecta, Hemiptera, Phylloxeridae.
ACGUUAUAUCACAGAGUAGGUAUUUCAACAAACAUUAGUCUAUCGUUAUAAUGUUGGCUUAAAUCUAAAAAAUAUAUUUCAAACAUUUAUAUGCCGAAUUCAAUUAUCAAUUCAACUCAUGUAAUAAUUUAGAAUUAUUCAAAUAAUUCAAUUUCAAAGAGCUGAAGCGCUGAUUUUUUAAGUUUUCCUAUACUUUUUUUGUUUAAACUAAGAAUAAUGGCUGAAAAUACUGGUGAUCUAGACGAUACAUCAAGUAUUGAGUGUUUUCAGAACUACACUGCUCCUGAAGUAUUUAUUCAAGGAAUUGCUGGUAUUGUUAAUCAAGAGGACGUAGAAUCAAUGAUAAUUGCUCAAAAAGAAAUGUUGCAGCGUUUUGAAAAAACUAAUGAAAUGCUUACUAAUUGCAACUCUUUAUCAAUGAGUCAUUUAAAAACCACUAGUGCAGAAUUGAAAAAGCAUACACAGAUGCUUAAUGAUCUUCGUAAAGAUCUAGAUGGUACAUUUAAACGUAUAUCUAAUAUUAAAUCAAAAUUAAAAUUGCAAUAUCCUGAUAUUCAAAAAAGCAUUCAAGAAGAAAAAGCUAAAGAAGAAGAAGAUGAAAGAGCAGCACAAAAACCUGACAGUUCUUCUAGUGGCAGUGCAUGUACUGUUUCUCCUUACAACUCUGAUACAAAUUAAUGCUUUCUUCUGACUUGUAAAUAAUAGUUUUAAAAUUUUGAUCUCAAUAUAUUUAUAUUGUCUUUUAUACAAGUUGUUAAAAAUAAUUUUAUUUCUAAAAUUCUUUACAAUACUUGAAUUUUUUUAAUAGUAGCUAUUAAAUUUAUAUACAAAGUAUUAAUUUAAUCAAAUCUAACAUACAUGUUUAAUUUAACUACUAUUUAAUAGUUAUUGAGGAGAUAUAUUU